Halteromyces radiatus is the source of this 865-nucleotide messenger RNA. RefSeq names its product ribosome maturation protein SBDS-like protein. The transcript has 6 exons. Gene Ontology annotation, biological process: ribosome biogenesis; cytosolic ribosome assembly. Bases 21 to 785 code for a protein of 254 amino acids. NCBI's taxonomy places the organism in Eukaryota, Fungi, Mucoromycota, Mucoromycetes, Mucorales, Cunninghamellaceae. The record is from RefSeq and is a predicted model, not a curated record.
CUUUUCUUUGUGUACCGACUAUGCCCAUUAAACAACCCAAUUCUCAAAUCAAAUUAACAAACGUUUCUGUAGUACGGUUACGAAAAGGUGGAAAACGAUUUGAACUUGCCUGUUACAAAAAUAAGGUUAUGGAAUGGCGUAGUAAUGUGGAAACGGAUCUGGAUGAAGUCUUGCAAAUCCACAGUGUGUUUUUGAAUGUCUCCAAAGGUCAAGUAGCAAGUAAAGAUGAUCUCAACAAAUCAUUCAAGACUGACGAUACCGACAAAGUGAUCCAAGAGAUCCUUAAAAAAGGUGAACUUCAAGUGGCAGAUAAGGAACGAUCAAAUCAACUGGAAUCAAUGUGGAAGGAUAUUGCUAAUAUUGUUACCGACAACUGUGUCAACCCUCAAACCAAACGUCCGUACACUGUUACUAUGAUUGAAAAGGCUAUGCAGGAUUUACAUUUAAGUGUCAAUCCUAAACGAAGCUCGAAAUCUCAGGCUCUUGAUGUGAUCAAACAACUCCAAGAAAAACAACUGUUACCUAUCCAACGUGCUCAAAUGCGUGUCCGUAUCACUCUACCCCAAGGAAAAGAUGCCAAGAAAGUACUCAAGGAAAAGAUCGUCCCAUUGGUGACCUCAAGGGAAGAAGAAGACUUUGAAUCAGAUGAAAUUGAAUUGAUUGCAUUGGUGGAUCCUGGAAAAUACCGAAUCAUUAACGAAAUUCUGCAAACGGACACUAAAGGACGGGGACAAUUGGAAAUCAUGAACCUUCGUGAAAAGGAAGAAGGAGAUGAACGGUUUUAGUACUAGUUUAGUCUGUUAUUAGAUUUUAUAUCUCUUUUAUCUCUCAAACUAAAAUAAAAAAAAAAAAAUAUCUGAAUACA